Neoarthrinium moseri is the source of this 4710-nucleotide messenger RNA. RefSeq lists its product as uncharacterized. Gene Ontology annotation, cellular component: cytosol. The record is from RefSeq and is a predicted model, not a curated record. The coding region runs from base 1 to 4710 and encodes 1569 amino acids. Gene Ontology annotation, biological process: tRNA methylation. The transcript has 9 exons. Lineage: Eukaryota; Fungi; Ascomycota; Sordariomycetes; Amphisphaeriales; Apiosporaceae.
AUGAACGCUAUAGCAGCCCGGGAUGCCUAUCCUGGCCUCGCGGAGCAGUCGUUCAACCCUAGACAUGCCGUCUCUUGGAUAGAAGAAAAGCCGGCGACCGCCCAAGUCUUGUAUGCCCAUGAUAUCUUCCAGGACUUGCUCCAGAGCGCCGCCAGGCCCAAGCAGUCGUCCGGGCACGCAUGUGUCAAGCUGUGUGGCUUCGUCGACCAAUGCGCCAAGGCCGAGUCUCCUGCCUUGCGAGAAUAUGCAUUUGCCGAGAAGACUGCCUAUGACCUCUUCAAUUUCUACGUCGAGUGGAACGAGCAAGACCAGCACCGCUCCAUGCGGCUUGUCCUAGAUCUCCUCAAGCUCUCCAUAGCAAAGAACCCGGACCAGGAGAUGGGCACGUCCAUCAAGACAAGGAUCUUGCAUGACACUAUUUCCUACAUCACUCUGCAGUCGACCAAACCCUCCAUCAAAUCUGCCCUGACCGCCUUGGACUACUUCUUACAAAAGAAGCUGAUUUGCCUGUCUGAUAUCCUGGGCACGUAUCGUCAGCUCCACCAGUCCCCGGAGCACGAUGUAGACUGGGACAGCUUCAUUGCGAAAGUGUUUGCGUGGAUGGAGAUGAAAAACAUCUGGCCCAUUGCUGGUAAGCUUCUAGUGAGCAUCUUCACAGCGCCGCAGAACCAAGACGAGGGGGCCAUGUUCCGCCCCGACUCAUGGCACAGAUUCUUGCACGCAGGUGUGACAGCGAACGUCGAGCUCCUUGAAGCCUUCCAAAUCUACACACUUAUACCCCUGUUCAAGACUGACAAGGAGCAAAUGUUGCAAUAUCUCGAUGACUUGUUCACCUUGCAGGGUCUGACAAAGGAUCAAACUAACCUUGAUAUCAGCUCGAUGAUAUGGCUUGCAGCAUUGGAGGCAGGGAAGAAAGUCGGCGUCCUUGGCGAGCCUGGUAGCGAAACGGAUGGUAAAAGCCACCUGCAACAGGGCGUACUCGAAGACAUCCUGUCUCAUACGUCGCAUGAAGCUCGUUCUUCCGCGGUCUCAAUCUUGAUCGCUUCACCUUCAACUACAAAACCAUAUACCACAGGUUCUCUUGAUUUGUUACGGAAACAUCUACCUGCAUUCCAUGCCGACACCGACGCAAAGUUCAGAUACGACGUGCUGGGUCUUUCUAGAAAUAUGAUUGCCCGCAUACUUGGGGCAAUUGCCGCGCUUCGUCGAGAUUGCGAGCGGAAGUUUAAAAAGACCAAGAAGAACGAGGCUCGAAGCGAUCUUCCAGACAGCAACUCGAAUGCGACCAAUGCCAUUGCGGAGUUGAAGUCUCUAUUACAGCACCACGAAGAGUUUCUGUCUUGGUAUUUGAGCUUCCUCAAGCACGAGUUGGUUCCUACCGCUUCUUACCAACGCCAUAUAACUUCUCUGAAGGUUAUGGAAUUCAUUCUGAAAUCAGGCCUGCUCAAGAGUUACCAUGACGAAACUCAGGAGUCUAAACUCAAGGUACCCCUCUUUGACACGACGUGGCUGAGAGCCGUCUUGGAUCUCAUCAUGGACCCAUUCGAGGAUGUUAGAGAAACGGCCGCAGGGCUCUUGCUGCUGUUAUCCUCUUCCGACGGAACAACGCUUCUAACAGACAUCCCAACCCCCAUGGUAGACAGCCUCGAGGAGUUUUGUACAAGGGCUAACACUCUUGCUCUGCGAACCUCGCGCGCCGACCAUUCGGACGGUGUUGCCAGGUCCUUCGAGGUCCUCUGUCACUGGACAGUAUCUAGGGAGGACAAGCUGGCUAUCCCAGGCAGAGUCUUGGAAGAUCUUGAGACAAAGCUCUCAGCAGCUGAGCGUGACCUUGCUUCAGCUGUACUGGAUGCCCCCAUUCAUGGAGGCUUUGCUGCUCUCCGCUACAUUUGGGGGUCAUUGUCUUCUGUUAAAUACACACAGGGGGAGCUUGACGUGUUGAGUUCCCUGCAGUCUCGCGCAGUUGCUUGUUGUCAGAGAAUUUGGUCUACGGUUCGAGUUGUUCUUUGUGACGACUCUCCUGAAGGCCAUUUACCCGAAGAGCUAGAGGAAGUAGAUGGGCUUGAUACGAAGGAUUUGCUGAGUUACAGCUUCCGUGCGAUCCACGAGUCCAGUCAUCUACUUCGUGUUAUUGCUGGCAACGCCAGAUCACCACAGAACGCCGGCCUCGUCAGGCCCUCGUCCGAUACGUUCGAAGUUAUCGGAAAUCUGACAUUCGAUCAGCUGUCCAAUCUCAGGCAUAGGGGAGCGUUUACUACCGUGUCCCAGACAUUUAGUAGCUGUUGCCAACUAGUCAAAUGGUUCCCAUCGCCUUCUGCUGACGUUCAAGGUCUUCUCGACCAGUGGUAUCAGGGUGCUUUGAAAUGUAUCUAUGGGCAAGCCUCAACAACAAGAAGGUCUGCGGGCAUACCGGCUCUUGUGGUUGGCAUUCUGUCGUCAAACGCGACGCAGCCUUCUUUCCAUACUGUCAUGCUUCAGCUGCAGGAUAUUGCGCGGCAAGAAGCGCGCAUCUCGGAGACGGAUGGUUCAAACUUGCCCCAAGUUCACGCUCUCAAUUGCAUCAAGGACAUAUUUAAGAGCUCCAUGCUCAGCAGAAGGGCGGAACCAUAUCUAACGGACUGCCUGCAACUUGCGGCAAGCAGUCUAAAAUCAGAAGUGUGGGCUAUCCGCAACUGCGGCCUUAUUUUGUUGAGGAGUCUUAUCGAUGUUCUCUUCGGAACGAGCGAGAGCAAAACCUCCAUGGAGGCGGGAUGGGACGGCCGAACAACAAGGAUUGCGUGGCACAAGUAUCCGGCACUGCCUGCUUUGCUUGUGAGCCUGCUGGAAGCUGGCCAGGUGAAUAUCGAUCUGACCAAGGGAGCCACGGCAGAGUCUGUGUUCCCAGCGCUAGACAUUAUCCGCCGUGCCGGGCCACCGCAAGACUUCAAGGAUAAGCUCUACGGGACCGUCUCGUGGUAUCUCGGGAGUCACUUCUGGCACGUGCGGGAGAUCGCGGCUCGGACGCUCUGUUCUUUCCUACUUCGGCCACAGUGGCUCGAGCCUCUUCGGGAUAUACUGAGAGAGUCCCAAUCUUCAGCUAACAAGUUGCACGGGGCUCUCCUGACGUUCAAGUUUCUCCUAGAGCGUCUGCUAGAUGCGAUGCCUGAACAACUUAUCAAAGAGUAUCCAGCUGGUCUAUUAGACCUUAUCGAAGAGAUACGCAGCGCAAAUGGCAGUUUCCAGACUUGCUCUGAAGCACGCGCGGUGUAUUACGAGAUCAUUACCUUUAUUAACGAAUUAUCUACAUCCCAGGCGCUGUCUAGCAAGUCACGGGAAGCGGUUCUCAUUGAGCCAGCCUCUGCUCAACUGUCAAACACCCAGCAACGACACAACCCGUCAGCACUGGAAUUAUCCAAGAAAGCACGGGCUUCCGCGGGAUACGAUCUACAGAAGGUGACGACCUCAUCAUGGAAGGGCUUGAACAUCGGUCUCAGCUCAACCAUCGAUGAUAUCAACGUAACAUGCGAUAUGCUGGAGGAGGUUCUGCUAUCGUACGAAGCAAACCAUCUGUCCUCUUUUGAUCAAGCCACAGAGGCGGCUUUGAUGGAAACAUGCAUGGCGACAUGUUCGGAGACAGACGCUCCUGAACUACGAGCCCUCGCCCUUAAGAUUAUUACGAUUCAGCUCGACAGAAUACUUGGACAGGGGUCGAGAGAUAUCCUCCCGUCAAAGGAGAGGCUUACUGCGUUAUGGGAUGGCCUGCAGACAAAGCCGAUGAACCCUGGGCUGGCAGACUCGGUCAUACAAGCCAGCGGGUCUCUUAUGGCUGCCAUAAUCAAACAGCAGUCUGAAGAUGGUCAAGAUCCCAGUCCGGCAAGUCACCUCAGGUCAUGGGGAGUGAUGAUCGCUCACGCCGGAUCCGUGGACAACGGCUUCGACACCCGCAUGUCCGGGAUCCAGGCCAUCCGGUCCUUCACAUCCCACACCGACCUCUCGGCCCCCAGCCCCGCCCACCUGCCCGUCCUUCUCGCGCUCUACGACUACCUCAACGACGACGACGACGAGAUCCGCGACGCCGCCGCCGCCGCCACGCUGCCCAUCCUCGGCAAGCCCCUGGUGUCCAUGGAAGCCGGGGCCCGGCUGCUGUCCUGGCUCGGCGCCCGCUUUGGCGACGACACCGAGUUCCGGGCCCACGUCGCCUGCCGCCUGGUCGGGCACCCCGCCGUCGCCGCCGUCGCCGCCGCCCAGACCACCGAGGCCCUCCUGCGCGACUGGGCCCCCGCCGCGGACCAGCUGGCCACGGCCCUGCGCUUCGACGACGCGCUGUUCGUCGUCGAGGAGCAGAACCUGUACGUGGACGAGGUGCGGGAGGCGCGGCGCUGGCGCGACGUGUACGUCCAGAUCCGCCUCGCCCCGUCCCCGGGGUCACAGGAGCGAAAGGAGGCCGCCGGGCCGGGGGUCGCCACCACCGCGGACGACGAGAAGCUGGUCGAGUGGACGACCGCGGGCCUGCGGACGCUGAUCCAGCUCGCCGACGCGCACCGCGACGACGGCGUGCUCGGCUGGACGUCCAAGCCCGAGGUGUUUGCCAUCUGCGCGCGCAUCGUGACCGCGGGCGCCGUGCUGGCGGACGCGCACCCCGGCGUCAAGGAGGAGCUGCGGAGGUUCGUGGAGAAGGGCGCGGGCAGCCGGGUGCAUGGGCUGUUGCUUGGGAUGUGUGGACGGGAGUGA